GAAUGUAACCGAGGAAAAGAACCUCCAGUAGUAUAUACCACCAUCAGCCGCCGCGUCAGAUGAUCAGCUUUAGAGUAGAAACCGUGUGAACCGACUGACAGGUCACCUCUCUGUCUCUCUGUUCAGCAUUACGACCCGGUGGAAGUUGUCCGUGAUGUCUGCUGGUCCGGUCUCUACACACUGAAGCCUCUCAACCCUCACCCUCUCUCAGCGCUGAGAAUGCUGAAAAUGAAGCUACCGAUGAAACCGGAGGACGGAGGCGACGGAGCGGCCGAGGACUGUUCAGUGGACUUGUCGGAGCAGCAACAUGUCCCCAGGGCGGGACCUCCUCCUGCGGUGUCCGGCGGACCGGACGAGCCGCCCAGAUCGUGUGUGUGUCCGUCCCAGCUGGAUAAGGAGACGGUGUUUGAGUGGUUCGGCCUCCAUCUAAACCCGGCUAAGCGGAUCGAGUUCAUGUGCGGGCUGCUACACAUGUGCCAGCCACUGGAGCUCCGCUUUCUGGGAUCUUACUUAGAGGAUCUGGCCAGGAAAGAUUACCAUGUUUUAAGAGACUUUGAGUUUCGGGCGAAUAGUCCGAGCGAUCUGGGAGUUUUAACGGACGUGAUUGAUCCGGUGGUUCGGUCCAAACUGCUGGUCUGCCUGUCCCUCCUCGGGUCCGACAGCAGGGAAUGUGCUGGAAUACUCUUUCGGAUCCUGAGCCAUGUGGAUCCGGCCUUGUUCUGCUCCCUUCCUCCCUUCAGGGACCCUAACCACCACUCCUUCCAUCCACCGGGUCAGGACGGCCGUGUGUCCGGCCGGGCGGAGCAGACCUGCGGCUUCUCCACUAGCGACAUAGCGGCAGGACCUCUGGAGCAGUUGGCGCUGCUCUUUGCCAUGGCCUCUCUCCACCCAGCUUUCCACUUCCACCAGCGGGAGAUGGUCCGAGGACAGCUCGACAAGAUAGAGCUCUCCAUAGAGGAGGAGGAGAGACGUCAAAGUCAGCUUAGAAUAACGGAGCUGACAGUUCAGAAGGCGGAUUACCGGCCUUCCCCAGCGCUGGGUUUGGGGGAAUGCACCUCCUCCCAUCCUCCCUGCCAGAGCCGCCGCUCCAGCCGCUGGGCAACACAAAGAGAAGGUGAUAAUAAUGAAUCUGCUUCAGCAGUACAUAUAGAGGCAAUUGUGCUCAGGGGCAUCUCUCGGAACAGAAUAGACAAGGAAUACAACUUUGAGGUGAAGUGGUCCGACUCUUCUUCUAGUAGUGUGACAAAAACCCAUCUGGAACUGGAGAAUUUCCUUCUGAAGCUUCCUAAGGAUCAGUGUACCCAAUCUUUUGAGAAGAGCAUCCUGAGGCUUCUGAACCAAGGGGACCGCAAUGAGAGCAGGGAGGUGGAGAAGAACCUCAGGGAAAGGUUCCUGUCUGCUCCUCCAGUCUUCCGACAGACCAGAAAGGUCUGCAGCUUCUUCAAUUGUGACUCCAGUUACUCUACAAAACCUACCAGCUGCAGAUGCAACUGCCAGCUGGGUAAGGCCUACCGAGACUGUUCUGAUGCCUCCAGUCAGGAGGAAGAUUUAGGGUCGUAUGCUCAGGGACACAAGAAAAAGCACGGGACCAAGAGUCCAUGUCAAAGUCUCUCUAGUGCCAGGGGCCCCCAGGGGGACAGUCGGAGGGGAGGCCACGCUGCAGAGCUCAAUGGUCCAGUAGAGAGGAGGAAGAGCUGUACACUGAGGAGCAGCCAGGAGUCUGAGCAGCACCAGGACUCUGAGAAGAGAAGCCACCCGGUCACUAAAACAAAGAGCAGAGGCCUCCCUACAGACAGGGACAAGGGGAAGGGGAAGGGUGCUGCCUUUGUAGCCAACGGUAGGUUGGUACCAGCUCUGUCGCCUCAGAGGAAAGAUGGAGGUUCUGGUCCAGAUACGUUUGGUGAAACAUCAUCAGAAAGCUACAGCUCCCCAUCCAGCCCUCAACACCGAGGACCAGAGAGCCUGGAUAGUGAGGACGACAACAACAAAGAUACAGACAGCCACUCUGAUGAGUCCAGCAAAGUUCCGGUACCUGACAUGUUCUUCGCUCACCUGACUGAUCCAGCUGUUGUGGGGGAUGUCUCCUCUGGCCACCGUCUGUCUUCCAACAACCACCAGGCCCAGACGGAGCCGCUCCGCCAAGAGACCAGCACAGAUUUCCCCCCUCUCACCUUCAUGCGUUCUCUGCCCUAUGUGCUCCCUAACGGCGCAGGUGACUCUCCACUUCCACUUCCAUUUCCACUGGUCCCUCCUCCCAGCCAAAGCAUCGUCCCCGAUGGGAAGCCCUUGUCUGGGACCCUGAUGAUGCAGAUGCCCCUUGUGCCUCCAGCUGUCCUGGGCCCUGGAAUCGUGGGAGACCCAGAGAAGAGGGACAUGCCCCCAACCUUUGGGAUUCCACCUAUUGGCCUCCACCCGUCAGGAAGUCCUGCUGUGCAGCCUCUGGUUCAGAGGUUCAAAACAGCUUUGUCUCACAGCCAAGGUGGCAGUGAUGGAGCUUCGGGAAGUGGUUCUAAUCCUGCUGCCCCGCAGGCUUCACACCAGGCUCCCGUAAGAGCCAUCGGUGUCAUGUCUCCUGGCACCUCAUCCUACCCCUCUCCUCUUCUGCAGUCUCUGCCCUGCCAAGACCCGGCCAGUGUCAGCUCAGGCCUGUCCUCCUGUCUGCCACAUGUGGAGACUUCACAUGCCAAGCACCCCGGCUUAACCUUACCAUCUGGCCUGCCUUCUCCCUACACGCUGCCCCCCGUCCCAACCUCUGUCAUGCCUGCUGUAGGAGCACUUGCAGCCACUGGAAUAGCUCCAUCUCCUGGACAUGUACAAGCAGCUGUUCCUCCAGCUGUGCCCACCCACACCCCUGGACCCGCCCCCAGCCCCAGCCCAGCGCUUACUCACAGCACGGCACACAGUGACUGUACGUCCUACAGCAACAGCAGUGCUUCCUGUGGAAGUGCCCCUGGUAACCCCGUUACUCUUCAGCAAACCCAGCAGCAUCAGUUGCUCCCCCAGCAGCCAACACCACAACAACAACAACAACAACAACAACAACAACAACAACAACAACCACAACAGCAGCAGCAGCAACCAAUGGGCUGCGGGACCUGUGGUUGUCAUAACAACUGCGGCAGCCGAGGCAGCGUCAGUAACAACAACAGUGUCAGCGCUGCCCCCGGCUGCCAAGCACCCUUAUUCUUUUCCCACCAGAUGGCAGCAGCGCGGCAGGUGUUCAGCGUUCCGCCGCCUCUCUUCCAGCUCACGAGCCUGUGCAGCAACAGUUACCUCACCCAGGCCCAGCCUCCCCACCAGGCCAACGGGGCCGCCACCCUGGCCCCCUUCUUCCCCACCGCUCCGCCUCCCGCACACCCGUCCCCCUACGGCCCCCUCCACACUCACUCCCACAGCCACGCAGACGUGCCAUCACACAUGCUGGGCACCCAGGCUGCGGCAGUGGCAGCCGCCGCGGCCGCAAACUACAACCUCCAGCAGCAGAUGGCGCCGGCGGCGUCGUUCUGCCAGCGCGUCUACCAGCAUGUGUACCCAAAUCCCCUGGGGAUGCUGCCUGCUGCUGCACUGGGGGGAGGCGGAGUCAAUAAGAAGAGCGGCAAUGUGUCCUGUUAUAACUGUGGUGUGAGUGGCCACUACGCUCAGGACUGCAACCAACCCUCCAUAGACUCCACACAGCAAGGUGGCUUCCGGUUAAAGUACGCAGCCUCCCACAUUUCAGAAGCACUUGACAAUGCCGACUGAAGAAGAAGAAGAAGAAGAAAGGAGGAAGAGGAGUUCCUCCGGUCUCGUUUCUACAGUGACGGACAUUUGUUCUUCCCUGGGCGCUGCGUGUGAGCAGUGCGCUGAAGCUUCUGUGUACUUCAGGAAAAACAUUCUGAAAAAGAAAGCAACCUGCCAAGGGCUCAGCGGACAAAGCCUAAGUACUUGUGCCUGAGAGAAUCUUGUUCCCAUGGAGAUGACUCACUGUCUCGUGCACACUAACAGUGUGACUCCCGGUCCCUUCCCUUUUAGUUUGUCUUUGAUAUUUUUGCACUGAGGGUUGGAAACGAUUAACUUAUUACUUAAUUAUUAGGAAGAGAUUUUGAUUUUACAUUAAAGCAGAGAAUAGUCUCGGCUGAAAAAAAGUUCUUACACACUUAUUUCUAAAACAGCGUAUUUAUGCUUUUUCCUCCUUAUUACUGUUCACCUAGGAUUUUAUCUGCGGACAGAUUGUACAGCAGUUUUCAAAAAUCGGAUCAAAAGAGUUUUUCAAUUUUGCUGUCAGGUUUUUGAAUGUACACCUUCUCGUUUAAGGAAUCUGAGCGUAUCAAAGUAUAUGGAUCUCGUGCAUUUUUGCCACUUGAUAUAUAUGUUGUUGUUGGAAGGUAAUUGCUGCUUUGUAAUGUUCUGUUUUUGUUUUUCAUAUUUUUAAAUACUCGGUGAAAUGCACUACAGCGAAGCAGGAAGUGCACUAAAACAGUCCGCAUCACAACCAAGCAGAUGUAAGGAUCUAUUUAUUUUCACUCUCCAAAUUAACGUGAAAUAGCAAAACUAAUACAACAGGUUUAGUGUCGUUUUCAGGUGUGAAACAGCUUUUUAUGGCUAACAUUUUGGAGAGGGUGACAUCUCAGUGUUGUAAAUCUACACUACAGAUAGGAAUACAACAAAAGAGAAAAUCAUUCUACCCCCAUCCCAGUUGCAUAAAAACCAGACCCCGGAUCAAUCCCAGUGUCCACACUCACAGACUUUGAGGCGCAAUCCCACAAAGUCCGUGAGGGUUUAGGGCUGUCCCAUUGUCAAAUCAUCAAGUCCUUGAGGGCUCUCUCACAGACAUUUUGAGCCCUUUACAAACACUUUCUGUAAGUCCGUAUUCUGCAGACUUUGCCUGAGAGAAUUACCCACAAUUCAUAGCGUUGUGACGUUAAAACCGGGAGGCAUAAAAAAAAACCUUGAUAAACAAGGAGGACGGCACAUAGGUGUUCAGCCUGGCAUAUUUAAAUAUACACAGAAACAUUGACAUUACGGAUUUAAGAUUGUACUUAAAAAUAUGAAAUCAGAGACCUGGUUUAUUCAUCAACCAUUUCUUUUCAUUUUGCUUAAUGAAGUUUGACAAAAACAAAUAGAUUUUUUGACAAUUACGUCUCCUCUCAUAAGGCAGGGCCUGGAAGACGUUCAAAUAGAUAGUAAGAAACUUAAAAUAAAAACCCACGAUUGGCAUCGUCAAGGUAACGGGAUUCGUUGCUGCAAAAUGCCGUCCUAUACACCAUUUCAAGCCCCUUGCAGUCACACUCAGCCAUUUACCAGGUGACGUCAGAGGGUUCAGGGUUUAAGGCCCUAAGGGGGACAUUGGGAUCGGGCAAGAUAUGUGGACUACCUGUCCUGCUGUGGUCUCCAGAGAGGAUUUAGACGGUAAAGCUUAGUGUUUGUUGCUUUCGUCAGUGCUCAAGGCACAAUUCUGCAGAGGGCGUCUAAACUAUUCUGUGGAUUCAUUUGUCAAAGAAAGACAUGUCUAUAGGAAAAUAAACACUACUUUCCUACCCUGUUGGUAUAUACGUGCAGAUUAUCACAGUCUAUUGAAGCUAAAACACUGAGCAGGGCAAUAACAGACUUUUUCUUUACCUGUUAAUUGAAUCAAUCUGAAAUAUCGGUUAUUUUUUUUCACAAAAUUGAUAACUGACCUACGAUGUCUGACAAACCUGAUUAUUGACAUUUGACUACACCUUCUGAACUGAGAUCCCUCUAUGUGGAUACAAACUCUUUAACGCUCUUUGAGGGUUUUCAAAAAGUAUUUUGGGAAACAUUUGAAAUAAUGAUUGGAGGCAGUGUGUGAGAAUAUGGAGCCCCAAAGUGUACAGUAUUAAAUAAAUAAAUAAUAACAAAUGAAA
This is a messenger RNA of Sebastes umbrosus (honeycomb rockfish), 5864 nucleotides long. RefSeq names its product zinc finger, CCHC domain containing 2 (gene zcchc2). Gene Ontology annotation, molecular function: zinc ion binding; nucleic acid binding. NCBI's taxonomy places the organism in Eukaryota, Metazoa, Chordata, Actinopteri, Perciformes, Sebastidae. The transcript is spliced from 14 exons. The record is from RefSeq and is a predicted model, not a curated record. The coding region runs from base 220 to 3741 and encodes 1173 amino acids.